AUGCAUAUGAAAGUCUACUUGCUUUUGGGGGGGCUUUUUGCCUGUGCACGAGCAGACGUCACAAUAGCAGACAUAAUGGACAUACAGUCGACGCCCCUAGUGGAAGGAAAGGGCGAGGUGAUGCAUAUACGCCCAACCGCGCUGCUAAACCCAAUAUACGGCCUACUGUGCAAAUAUCUUGGCCUGAUGCAUAACCAGAGACUGUGCGCGCCCGAAAUGCACACAGCUUACCGAGUGAAAAUGCAUGAUCUGCGCACAUCCGGGGGCUCAACGCACUGCACAAGAUAUGCAACCCUUGACAGGCCGUAUAUAAUAGCAGCGGACUGUGCUUUGAAUAAAGCGCACCAGCGCACAAAGUAUCGCAUCAGGUACUGCAAGACUCUCAUACAAAUGUUCCCUUCUGAGGAUGGGGCAAACCUGUCCAUCGAGUCGAGCAGAAGAAACCAGCUAACAAAUAUCCUUAGGUGCCCCCAAGUACGGAAGCAGGCGAAUUAUGUGCUUGUGAUGCUGCUGCUUCUCUGCGAGGGCGUGGACCUGAUCAUCGACAGCACGCCUCUGGAAAUCAAUUUUUAUAGUGACCCUUCGCGCAAGCACACAGUGCUCAAUGUGAGCGUUGAGGGCCGUAGGUACGAGUAUUUGCUGAAAGAGUUUAAUGAGAUUUUUGAGUUUUUUAGAACGUACACGGGCGUAGUGGCGCUGCCCAGCACAAAAGAGCAGUUUUUAACCGGCGAGUUUUUGUACAGCCCGCACAUGCUCAUACAGUCAUAUAUAGCUGAGUACAUAAAGGAAAAGAGCGAGAUGAUGGAGUUUAUUAGGAGCGCGUACAGGCUUCUUAAAUGUCUGAAAGCGACGCAGACGAAUACCGACGACGUUUUCAACCGGUGGUUUAUGCCCGAGUGCGAGGCCUACAAAACGCUAGAGCACUUCAGGCCCCUUUUAGAGGCGUGCUGCGACAUGGAAGACUUAAUGAUGUUUCCGCAGAUGGACCUGAGCCGGCUGCAGGAAAACAGCAAGAUGCAUGCGUAUAAUAGAGAAACAGACCUGUUUGACAAAAAGCACAGGCCUGUCGGAGCUGUGGAGAAAAUUACCUUGGGGCUGGUUUUAUGCUUUGCACACGACCCACUUGAGAAAAAGUACAACCUAAAGAGCAUGCUUGCGCAGAGAUUUAACACAUCUGACACCAAAGACCUGAGAGACUUUUUCAGGCUCAUGGAGGACAUGGCAAAGACGUCAAAUAGCCGGUUCUGCCACAGAGUCUGGUCCAAGGUGGUUGGAGGCCUGCCUUGCAAAGAGAUUGCAUAUUGCGAAGAAGGCAGAACUAUGCUAAAGGCGGGCAUUCUGAACAUUGCAUAUGUGCUUGCGCACAUCACCAACUGUCCGCGCACUGAAAAGGACAAGAUACGAAGCCUUAUGGCCCGCGUGCGCAGAACAGAGCAGGGCGCGCUGUCCUGUGAGCUGCUCGAGGAGGUGCAGCGCUGCAUAACAGACCUUUUCACGCUGCUCUCCGUGAACAAGCGCUUGACGGUUAGCAUAAGAAACGCCUGUCUGUCCAAGGCGGCAGAUGACGCUGCUCCAGAGACGGGCUGGCGCGAUGUCUACGGGGAAAUCACGGUGAAAUACCAGUUUAAAGGAAGCAGUGUUGUGGCGGGAGUGGCUAUAGGCGUGACAGCCAGAGCGUCGUACAUCAACCUCUUGCCCGCUUCCCUUUCGGACAAGGUGCUCGAAGAGUGCAGGGCCUUCGAGAAGAAAAACAGGCUGUGCAGCAGGCAGACAGGGUUUUUGAACUGCAUUCUUAUGCACUACAUAGAACGGGUGGGGUUCAAGUACACCAGGGAAAUAAAUAUUGCAGGAAAGAAAAGUGAAAUAGGAAAGAAGGUUUUGGAGGUUGUGAGAAGCAGCCCGCAGAACAUAGUGAAGCUGUGCUUGAUGGAGUGGAUUUCGAGCCCGUUCAUGCGGAGAAUAAUGAUUCAGUACCUUUCAGAGUACAUGGUGGGCGAGGGCAUUGAUGCAGGGCCAACCCAUUCUAUCGUGCGCUUCAUUUCAAACCUGCUAGGAAGCUUUCCCUUCAACGAUUAUGCAGCCCAGCAAGCUGUCUCGCACAUAUUGCAAGCCACCGGCAGAGUGAAGACGCUGUAUCCAAAUGUCCAAAUAGCGGACAGCGCACACAACACGCUGUUCCGGAACUUUGCGCUCAUGUUUCGUCACAAGAGGCUUGUCAGCAAAGAGCCUUCGCACCUGGCAGCCCUUUUUAUGAACCAUCUUAGAAUAUACAGCGCGGAAACAAACGAGUCGCUGGUCCUUUGCCCUGCCCUAAAGUGCUCCUACGUACUGAAAAGCGCGUUUGACUGCCUGUUUGCAGAUGGAACGGCCAAAAACUCCCAAGAAAUAUCAAAGAUUCUUCUGGAAGACAGAAAAGCCUCGCUGCAAGACAUUUUGGAAAUGGAAAAAAAUCUGGUGAUUGCAUGGUUUGCAUGCUCGGUCGGCGAGAAAGCCCCGCGGGACAGCCUGCUCACGGAGCUGUACACUCUGGUCCAGGAGGAUGGUAGGUACAUACGGACAGAGGACGAGCAGGCGGGCAGCGCGUGCAACCUGCCUUGCGCAGAGUAUAUUCUAAAGCGCAUAAUCCAGAUAGAGCCCAUACUUCUGAGGUAUGGCACGCGCACAAAGUUUGCGUGCGUUUGCGACAUAUUCAAUAGAGAAAUCAAGAAUUCAUAG
Molecule: messenger RNA, 2715 nt
Organism: Nematocida major
Lineage: Eukaryota; Fungi; Microsporidia
Exons: 1
Coding region: 1-2715 (904 amino acids)
Source: RefSeq, a predicted model, not a curated record